UCGGAGUCUCUGUCUCGCUCGGAAAUCAGCCCUGCGAGCGCUACCGCGGGCGGCAGAAUCAUACUGAAGAAUGUCUUGUAUGUGGGUGGCUUGAGCAAGUCUGUUUCGGAAGACAUUUUACAGGAGUUGAUGGGCACCAAUGAUGCAAUCACUUCGAUCAAACUCUUGAACGACAAGAACAGGCCUGGGUUGAAUUACGCAUUCAUCGAAUUCCGGUCGGACGAGCAGGCACGUGCUGCGUUGGAGGCCUACAACGGCCAACCGCUCCACGACUCCAUGCUCAAGAUUAAUUUCGCCUACCAAUCGUCAACAUUCACCACUUCCCAAAACACCGACGAGCAGUUGUUCAACAUUUUCGUGGGCGACUUGUCCCCUGAGGUUGACGAUGAGGCCUUGUACAAGUUCUUCUCGCACUUCCAGUCCUUGAAACAAGCACACGUGAUGUGGGACAUGCAAACCUCCCGGUCCCGGGGUUAUGGCUUUGCCACAUUCCGUGACUCUGCAGACGCAGAUCUGGCGUUGCAAUCGAUGAAUGGCAAACUGCUUCUUGGUCGUGCCAUUCGCUGUAAUUGGGCUUCUCACAAACAGGCCCCCGGGCCGAGACAGAAUGCUGCACGCACUCAAAAUCAGAGACCGUAUCGAAAUCAGUAUCCAAGAUACCAGAGCGGCGCGAGCCCAAGCCUUCCCAGCAACCAGGGUUUCGUCAUGGAGCCGUCCCCGUUUCCGCUUCCAAUGUCACUUCCCGGCCAGGAUCUCCAGCAACAAACUUUCGUGCAAGGCGCAGGUCCUCUGAUGAACCCUCAGCCAUAUGACGUGGUUGUUAGGCAAACACCGUCAUGGCAAACCACAGUGUACUUGGGCAAUGUGGCCCACUUCACGCAACAGAACGAUCUUAUUCCAAUCUUGCAGAACUUUGGAUACAUCAUCGACUUUAAAUUUCAUCCAGAGAAAGGAUGCGCUUUCGUCAAGUAUGACAGCCACGAAAGAGCGGCCCUGGCCAUCUCCCAACUAGCCGGAUUUAACGUCAACGGAAGACCCUUAAAAUGCGGCUGGGGAAAAGCCCGUGCUCCCCCCACCAACCCGUAUCAAACUUAU
Messenger RNA from Metschnikowia bicuspidata var. bicuspidata NRRL YB-4993, 1095 nucleotides. RefSeq lists its product as uncharacterized. The annotation marks the transcript as partial. The transcript has a single exon. Lineage: Eukaryota; Fungi; Ascomycota; Pichiomycetes; Serinales; Metschnikowiaceae. Gene Ontology annotation, biological process: regulation of mRNA stability; cytoplasmic stress granule assembly; nuclear-transcribed mRNA catabolic process, nonsense-mediated decay. The record is from RefSeq and is a predicted model, not a curated record. Gene Ontology annotation, cellular component: cytoplasmic stress granule. Gene Ontology annotation, molecular function: mRNA binding.